GCAAUUUGAAAACGGUGCCAUCCCCAUUCAGGGCUUUGACCCGUCUCUUCGUCUUAAGGCAGAAUAAAAAUGUGUUUGAGUGUGUGACUGCACAGCGCUCCGCCAUCUAAACACACACCGGAGGACGGAGGAUAUCUUCACGUGUAUAUUUAUGGAAUAAAAACCAGUCCGACUGGCAAUCAUGUCAGGGAAGUCAGAUGGGAAAAAGAAGUGGGCGGCAGUCAGGGAUCGCCUCGGCUCCUCGCAGGACUCUGAUACCCAGCAGGAGGCCAACCUAGAAAGUGCUGAUCCAGAACUGUGCAUCAGACUGCUGCAGGUUCCCACUGUAGUCAACUACUCGGGGCUGAAGCGUCGCCUGGAAGGCAGCGACCAGACAUGGAUGGUCCAAUUCUUGGAGCUAAGUGGGCUGGAUCUCCUCCUGGAGGCCCUGGACCGGCUCUCGGGGCGUGGAUGCUCUCGCAUCGCCGAUGCUCUCCUGCAGCUCACCUGCGUCAGCUGCGUGCGGGCAGUCAUGAAUUCCUCUGCCGGAAUCCACUUCAUCAUAGAGAACGAGGGAUACAUUCGGAAACUCUCACAAGCUCUGGACACGUCUAACACCAUGGUGAAGAAACAGGUGUUUGAGCUACUUGCAGCCCUCAGCAUGUUCUCCACAGAAGGACAUCACCUGGCUCUGGAUGCCCUGGACCAUUACAAGGGCGUGAAGACACAGCAGUAUCGCUUCAGCGUGAUCAUGAACGAGCUGCAGGCGACAGAUAACGUCCCUUACAUGGUCACGCUCCUCAGUGUCAUCAAUGCCCUCAUCUUCGGGACAGAUGACCUCAGGCAGAGAGAUAAGAUGAGAAAGGAGUUUAUCGGGCUUCAGUUACUCGAUAUCCUGCCAAAGUUACGGGAGCAGGAUGAUGAAGACCUGAUUAUUCAAUGUGAAGCUUUUGAAGAAGCAAUGGCUGAAGAUGAGGAGGAGCUUUUGCAGGUAUAUGGGGGCAUUGACAUGAGUAAUCACCUGGAGGUCUUCACCACACUCUUCAACAAGGUGAGCAGCUCUCCAGUCUCUCUCCAGCUGCUGUCCAUCCUGCAGACGUUGUUGGUGCUGGGGCCGAACCGCUCUGAUAUCUGGCUUGCUCUGGAGGCCAUCACUAACAGAGCUAUUCUGCUGGCCCAGGACUCUCAGAUGGAGUCUUGUGAGAAGAUCAUGCAGCGGCUGAUGUUUUCCAAAGGGAAGACCUAUGAAGGACAUCAUGAAGUGGACGGGCAGCCAAUCAGGGUGGACAAGUUUGUGCAGACUGAUCUGGACAAAGAGAGGCUAGACAAAAGCACAGCGUCCUCUCAGAAGCCACUCUGUUCCUCUCCUCCACCUCCUCCACCACCACCACCUCCCGUACCCCCCAGUAUGCUCCAACCUUCUAACCAGUGUCCACCCCCACCACCACCGCCUCCUCCUCCUCCGCCACCACUACCUGGAGGGUUUGGUGGACCUCCACCACCACCUCCCUUACCUGGCAUGCCACUUCCACCACCAGCACCACCGCUACCCUGCGGUCCAGGCAUACCUCCUCCACCACCUCUGCCACCCAUACCAGGGAUGGGCGGCGUACCACCGCCACCACCACCACCUCUGUUUCCUGGUAUGGCGCCUCCUCCUCCUCCUCCCCCAGGCAUGAUAUUGGCUCAGAGUAGCCAGUCCCUGGGGUGCAGUGCACCCUCAAAGACAUACAGAUGUCCCACCCUGAGGAUGAAAAAACUUAACUGGCAGAAACUCCGCUCUGUUACUGAUGGUCACUCCAUGUGGGCUUCGGUUCAGAGAGAGCCGCCUCCUCGGGAGCCGGACUACAGCAGUAUCGAGCAGCUGUUCUGUCUCCCGGUGACCGAGCACAAAGACAAGGGGGCAGCUGCUCCUGUCAAGAAGGAGCCUAAAGAGAUUACAUUCAUUGAUCCAAAGAAAAACUUGAAUCUGAACAUAUUUCUGAAGCAGUUCAAAUGCACAAAUGAGGAGUUUGUAGCCAUGAUUCAGAACGGGGACCGAACCAGGUUUGAUGUUGAGGUGCUAAAACAGCUUCUGAAGCUUUUACCAGAGAAGCACGAGAUUGAAAAUUUGAAGUCCUUCCAAGGAGAGAAAGACAAGUUGGCGAAUGUUGACCGCUUCUACACCUCCCUCCUCAGCGUGCCAUGUUAUCAGUUGAGGAUUGAGUGCAUGUUGUUGUGUGAGGAGACUUCAUCAGUGCUGGACAUGCUCAAACCUAAGGUCAAACUGGUAGAGGAGGCCUGCCAGUCUCUCAGAGCCAGCAUGCUCAUGCCCAGUUUCUGCAGGCUCAUCCUUGAUGUUGGAAAUUUUCUCAACUAUGGAAGUCACACAGGGAACGCAGAGGGGUUCAAGAUCAGCUCUCUGCUCAAGCUCACUGAGACCAAGGCAAACAAGAGCCGCAUUACGCUGCUUCAUCACAUCCUAGAGGAAGCAGAGGCAAACCACCCGGAGCUGUUGGCGCUGCCAGACGAUAUACAGAUCUGUGAAAAAGCAGCAGGGGUUAAUCUGGACUCUGUUCAGUCAGAAGCCAGUGCCUUACUAAAACGACUGAAUGAGACAGCCAAGAAGGUCUCCAACUCGGUGGAGGAGGUGAAGGAGCAAUACACAAAACUUCUGGACGAAAGUCUGGAUGCGUGUCGAGCUUUAAGCGAAAGGUUCGCCGAGAUCAACAAGCAGAAGACUGAGCUGGCUGUCUACUUAUGUGAGGAUGCUAAUCAGCUGUCCCUCGAGGAACUCUUUGGAACCAUGAGCACCUUUCGAGCCCUUUUCAUCAAGGCCCUGAAGGAAAACAAAACCAGGAAAGAGCAGGCAGCCAAGGCUGAGAAGAGAAAGAGGCAGCUGGCAGAGGAAGAGUCCAAGAGACAGAAGGGAGAGAAUGGAAAAAUAAUCAAGAAAGGCGCUGUGCCACAGAACGACGGCUGCAUCAUCGAAAACCUCCUGGCGGAGAUCAGGAAAGGUUUCAGCCUAAGAAAGACCCGGCCAAGGUGCGAUUCGGAAAGCCUCCCUUCUAGUGAAAUGCGUAGCGAUACCUGCCCACCUGGAUCAAGUGUGAAGCCUGCAGACGGAAAAGCCGCAGAAAUAGCCACCAUUUCAGGUCCUACCAAAACUCAGACAGAAGGUCACCAGGCAAGCACAGGCGAAGUGAACGGUUUCAUCAGCCCAUCCGAAAAGAUUCCUCCAGCACCGCUGAGUGCCGGGUCCGACGGACCAGCUGUACCUCUCAACGCACCCCCAGGAGAGCCAGCCAUGAUGACGCAGGCACCCCUGCAAAGACCUGUAUCGCUGCAGAAGGACCAACAGGCAGAGGAAUCUGCAGUGCCAUCCCUAGAUGUAAUGCAACCUCUACCUGAGUGUAAAGGGGAACAUCAACCAUCAACAAAUGGCUUUUCAUUAGAUUCAACUGAGACCAGCGUCCUCAGCCCAUCCUCCCUCUCAGAUUCGGACCUCCUCGAGGCUGUGUUAGAUGGCACUUCCUGCCCAGUGGACAUUAGUGUGAACGUUCAGAUCAAGGAAUGUCCUUUACCUAAUACAGACAUUAAUGAGACACAGAGUAGUGAAAGCAAUAUAGUGGGAGAUGGGAAAGGUGAAAGUAGUAAUAAAAUAAGCCAUUUAACAGAGACUGUAGGACAAGAGAAGGGUGGAGAAAAGCGGGAAUCUAUUAUUGAAAGAAUGUGUGGCCAAGAUGAGGUUGGAGGUCACAAGCACCCGGACCCUAAAACCAAUGUAACCGCACUCGGUGAGGGCAUCGAGGGAUGUGACGUCCCAGAUGGACCGGAACCAGAAGCUGUGCCUGCACCAAAGAAACAGCAGAGCUUCUUUAAAAAAAACAAAAAGAAGAGUAAUCAAGGUAAUCCAUCCAUUAAUUUAAAUAAACAUCAUGCUUGGCAUGCUAGUCUCUUGACGUGUCUUAAAGGAAAAUCCUUAUUUGUUUUGUUUUUAUUGCAUUUUACAUUUUAUAUUUUAUGUAUGGGCUAUUUGAGUAUAUGUUCCUAAGUGUUCUGCAUGAUUACAUGCAUUUUAUUAUUAAAAAGCAUAGAUGCAGUGUGUAGCACUUGAUCUGCAGAUUUGAUACUGAAUGGAUUUAAAUCUCUGGUCAGUUUGUUUGAACGCUCUGUUUUCCAUUUUGACUCUCUGAAACACAAGGUAACAGUGGGAAAGGACACACUAAACAUAAAAAAGGCUGUGUGUUGCAGUGAGGUAGGUCAAAUCGGUGGGAUGGCGAACUGUAAGCAGGACCAUCAUCCUAACGAGCUCAAUCACCGUCGACGCUUUGUCACAAAUAACACGUCAUUUGUUGCUCUAACUGGAAUCUGGAUUUCAUUUGUCUGUGUUGUCCAGCUUUUAACACUUUCGCUCUCUAACACUUUAUCCAAUUCAGUGGUUAUUGUGCCAAAAACGUAACAGUAUUUGACUCAAUGUACGUGUCUUGAGGUGGUUCUAAUGUCCGUCCAACUCUGGUGGGGGGGGGGAAAUUCUCCUAAAAAUAUUAUUAUUAAAUAAAUCUGUCAUCAGUGGUUAAGUGAUCUAACACCCCAGUGCUCUGAUCUCAGACAGCCUUGCAGUUUGUGGCGUCAUCGUGAAGUCAUUUCGUCGUGGACUGGGUUAUUUCAUGAAAACUUCUGUCACUUUUGUGUCUUCUCCUUCCAUAUUUUCUUGUCCAUUUCCCUAAAUCUGCAACUGGGACUGUUCUUCUAACAACACACUCAUGUGUGCUUCCUGUAAAGUGUGCUUUGUUAACCUGCCUUUGAUGAAAGAGACUAUAUGUGUCAGAAAUACAUUAAAAAAUGUUUUUAUAACAAAAAAAACUUAAACAUUUUAAAGCAGACAUAAGCCAAAGAAUCAUAUGAAUAAAUUUCUCUGCCAACAGUUUUACCUAGCUCUAAAUAUAAUGACUUCUAAUAAAAUAAUAUCUUUAGAUAUAUUUUCAUUCUUUCCAUUCAUUUGAGCCUUUGUUUCCAUAGGUGACUCCAGAAAAAGGAAAUCAAGAGGAAGAAGAAAAUGUUGAUUUUUCACAGAGGAGUUCUGAACUGGAGGGACUGCAGUAUAUUUAAUUUUGCGAGACUAUAUGAAUAUCGACUCCUUGGAGAGGAUGCAGAGGUCUUCCUUUUGCAAUGAUUUGUUUUUCCAGACCAAGAAGAGUAAAACGCAUCUCAGGCUGGGAUCUUCACAGCACGGAUGUGAACAUGUCACUUUAUGUAAAUGAAUUGGAGUUUCUGUGUAUAUGAGUGGUUUUGAUUCAGAACUGUUAAAAAAAAAAGUUGAGUAUGCUUUGUAUGUUUUGUAUAACUGUUGUAAUAUGCAUUGAAUCUGUUUUGCUAUUAUAAGCUCUACUUACCUUCAGAGAGAGAGAGAGAGAGAGAAAUGCAGUGUUUGUUGCAAGAGAUUUAAGGUAACAUAUCAAAGCAAAGUCACUUGGAAUAAUGUCUUAAUUUAUUUAUUGUUCAAAUGAUCUCUAAGAAAAUAUAAGGGCAGAAUAUAAUGGAUUGUAACUUUUAAAUGUUAAGUAUAUUUUAAUAAAAGUAA
Toxotes jaculatrix (banded archerfish) is the source of this 5542-nucleotide messenger RNA. RefSeq names its product inverted formin 2 (gene inf2). Gene Ontology annotation, molecular function: actin binding; small GTPase binding. Gene Ontology annotation, biological process: actin cytoskeleton organization. Lineage: Eukaryota; Metazoa; Chordata; Actinopteri; Toxotidae. The transcript has 21 exons. The record is from RefSeq and is a predicted model, not a curated record. Bases 182 to 4012 code for a protein of 1276 amino acids.